Molecule: messenger RNA, 465 nt
Organism: Nelumbo nucifera (sacred lotus)
Lineage: Eukaryota; Viridiplantae; Streptophyta; Magnoliopsida; Proteales; Nelumbonaceae
Source: RefSeq, a predicted model, not a curated record
AUGGGUAUUGUACAUUGCCUACUUGUAGUGGCAGCCACAAAGAAUUGGCAUGUCUUCCAACUUGAUGUGUACAAUGCUUUCCUACAUGGAGAUUUUGAUGAAGACGUCUAUAUGCAUUUUCCACCAGGUUUUGCACGUUUCUCCCAAUCCAAAGCUGAUUACACUCUAUUUACUUAUCAACAUGGAUCCUCGUUUACUGUUGUUCUUGUCUAUGUCGAUGAUGUUAUCUUGGCAGGAAAUGAUGAUUCUCACAUAUCUCAGCAGGAACAAUUCCUUAAUUCCAAUUUUCACCUCAAGGAUCUUGGUCCCCUCAAGGUGCAAAGUCAAUUUCUCAGUACUCCACGUACCACUCAUUGGCAUGCUGGUCUGCGCAUUUUGCGCUACAUCAAAGGAACAGUGGGCACUGGUAUUCUAUUGUCAUCCUCAAGCAAGCUGACUCUUCAUGCUUAUACAAAUAGUGAUUGA